This is a messenger RNA of Symbiodinium necroappetens, 561 nucleotides long. NCBI's taxonomy places the organism in Eukaryota, Dinophyceae, Suessiales, Symbiodiniaceae. The record is from the annotation of a GenBank genome assembly.
AUGGGCGCCUGGGGACGGUCGCGUCUGUGGAUGAGGUGCCUCUCAAGGUGCCAAGCGGCAAACUUCGCGGCUCCUGCAAUAGCUCGACCGGUGGAAAGAUGGGAUCUGCGACCGUUUGCGGCGAUGUUGACAGUACUCACUGCAGAGCAGGCCAGGAGGACCCAGCUCCAGAGCAAGGGAUACGUGGGUUGUGCCUCCACGCAGCGCGUUAGCCUCGGCCAAGCCACUGAGUUCGACGACGCCAGCAUGCGCGAGGUGAAAAUUGAGGGGGGAGCCGCUGUUCUGGUACAUCGACACCAAGGUGAGUUCUUUGUGACCUCGCCAGCAUGCGGCCAUUACGGCGCCCUGCUUCGAAAGGGCAUCAGCUCUGCCGGAGGCCGUGGCGGGCCACCGACCGUCACGUGCCCUCUUCACGACGCCACCUUCGACUCCAGAACCGGCCAGGUCGUUCGAGGGCCCAGUGUGGACGGCAUCGCGGUCUGCAAGUCCGAGGUGAAGAAUGGGGUCCUAUUCGCCGACCUCCCGCCAGAGCUGGUGGCUGGAACCGGCAAGCAUCCGAAG